UCGCAUCCCGCAUUUUCUUCUACCCAAGCUCUAUCUUCUUGCUCUAUCAGCUCUAAUAUUUUCUUGAAACUCCAUGUGGAGACCUGCAACUCGUCAAAUCACAGGGACAAACGAUGUACCCUUAGGUCAAAGGCGCCGAUUUGGACCAGCACCGGCAGAAGAUGCUGCUCCUCCACAGCUCGCACAAUUAUCACCAUCCGCGUAUCCUCGUCAACAUGAUAUUGAAACUCCUGGAAAGCGUGGCCGAGAAGAGUCUCCAGCAAACGGAGACCCUAAGAUUGAUUCUAAUGCUCCCCGCAAACGACGUAGUCGUUGGGGUGAUGUAAAGACGGAAAUUCCUGGUCUGCCAACCGCCAUUUCUGCCGCCGGUGUAUCCCAAGCCCAACUUGACAACUAUGCCAUCCAUCUGCGACUAGAAGAGAUUAACAGGAAACUUAGAUUGAAUGAUUACGUGCCACCCGAGCGAGAAAGAUCCCCUUCCCCGCCCCCCACCUACGAUGCACACGGUAGAAGGACUAAUACUCGUGAGGUUCGUUACAAAAAAAAGCUCGAGGACGAGCGUAUUAAGCUUGUCGACCGUGCCAUGAAAAACGACCCCAACUUCCGUCCCCCAGUUGAAUACCAUCAACAAAAACGCUCUCAGCGUCCUUCAGACAAAGUCUACAUCCCCGUUAAGGAGUUUCCUGAAAUCAAUUUCUUCGGUCUUCUUGUUGGCCCUCGCGGGAACAGUUUGAAGAAGAUGGAACGGGAAAGCGGUGCGAAGAUCAGCAUUCGAGGAAAGGGUAGUGUCAAGGAAGGGAAAGCGAGGCCUGACCAGUACGCAGAUGAUGCUGAGGAGGACCUGCAUUGCCUUGUUAUCGCUGAUUCUCAGGAGAAGGUGGUUGCUUGCGUGAAGAUGAUCAACAGAGUCAUUGAGACUGCGGCUUCCACUCCAGAGGGCCAAAACGAUCAUAAACGUAAUCAACUCCGAGAACUCGCAGCGUUGAAUGGAACCCUUCGCGAUGACGAAAACCAGAUAUGCCAGAAUUGCGGUGGCGUCGGUCACCGCAAAUAUGAUUGCCCAGAACAGCGCAAUUUCACUGCGAACAUUAUCUGUCGUGUAUGUGGUAGCGCUGGACAUAUGGCUCGUGACUGUACUGUCAAUAAAGAUCCUAACGCGGUAGUUACACCUCCACCUCCGGGACAAAUGGGAGGUCCUGCGAACGGUGGGCGUACGUUCGAUUCGGACUAUGCGAGUCUGCUGGCAGAACUGGGAGAGUCUGGAGGUUCUGCAGGAGAUUUGUCCAAGCCAUCUUGGGCCGCCGGCCCCAACGCUGGGCACGAUAUCACUGGGGGUGGGAUCAAUGUUCCUCCAUGGCGUCGGCCAGAGAAUUGGCAGACGAAUGUACCACAACAGCAGCAGGGUUACCGACCUCCCACGCAGGGUGCUCAGGGUGGCUACGGUGGCUAUGGUGGUCAGAGUUGGGGCGGAUACCCACAGGCACAACAGGGCGGUUAUGGGCAGCCUGAUUAUUCUAGCUAUGCCUCCUAUUAUCAAGGCCAAUAUCAACAACCAGCGGCCGCUUGAUCAUGAUUCACCCCCUUCAGCUCGAGAGGAACCUGAUCUAGCCUUUAACCUGACCCUACCUGAUCAGCUCACCAUCGUGUCUAACUCAUUCGUAGCUCGCAACAACAGCCAUUAUCGAAAACUCAUGUAACGACUUCUCACUUCUUUCUCACUAGCUUUCUUUCCUUCCCCGACCCUCUUCACUUCUCCCUCAUCUAAAGUUUUUCAGCUGUUCGAAUAGGUCUCAGUCCGAGAACUUCUCGAAGGGCGCUGAUCGAGGAACAUGUAGGCGCUCUCCUAACGCUAACUUUAUUGCUGAAAGCUGUGGUCCUAACAACUUACUCCUUUUUCACCCUGUAACCGAAUAUAUGAUCGAUGGUGACUGAAGCUUCGUUCGUUUCUAUAUCAAUAAGCUCCAUUCUGUACACCAGCAAGUACGAGCAAUCAUUAAUCACUAGUCCUAGUCGACCCA
Marasmius oreades (fairy-ring Marasmius) is the source of this 2018-nucleotide messenger RNA. RefSeq lists its product as uncharacterized. Gene Ontology annotation, molecular function: mRNA binding; zinc ion binding. Gene Ontology annotation, cellular component: nucleus. Gene Ontology annotation, biological process: regulation of mRNA splicing, via spliceosome. The coding region runs from base 74 to 1567 and encodes 497 amino acids. The record is from RefSeq and is a predicted model, not a curated record. The transcript has 5 exons. NCBI's taxonomy places the organism in Eukaryota, Fungi, Basidiomycota, Agaricomycetes, Agaricales, Marasmiaceae.